Molecule: messenger RNA, 613 nt
Organism: Tinamus guttatus (white-throated tinamou)
Lineage: Eukaryota; Metazoa; Chordata; Aves; Tinamiformes; Tinamidae
Source: RefSeq, a predicted model, not a curated record
AUGUCGUCUGCCCUCCAAGGGAGAGACCAGCGCCCAAAGAGUCCGGGGCUGCUGCCUGCCGUCGGGGCUGGGGGCUCUGCCCGGCUCCUGCCCGGGCCUGGCGCGCAGGGGAGCUCCGGCGCGGACCCCGGCGGCAGAUUUACCCUGGGCACCUUCCUACCAAAGGCUCAGCCAGGUGGUGCAGAACUCUUGUUUGACGGUGUUAAAAAACAUCAGGUGACCUUGCCCUGUCAACCAGAGCCUUGGGACAUCAGAAACCUGCUCCAGUGGAUCAAACAGAAUUUGCUGAAAGAACGACAGGAAUUAUUUAUGCAAGGGGAAUCUGUGAGGCCAGGGAUUUUGGUGCUCAUCAACGACGCAGACUGGGAACUAAUGGGCGAGCUGGAUUAUAAACUCCAGGACCAGGAUAACGUGCUUUUCAUCUCGACAUUGCAUGGUGGGUGAACUCCUGGAAAAACAAGAGGACUUAAAUCCAGACCCUUGGGCACGAAAACCAGCAAGCCAAAACCUAAACCUACUCAAAUCUCCCUUGGCCUGUCUGUGCCCAGGCUCUGCGUCUUCCCUGUGAGUUCACUCAUUACUAAACAUCCAAAUAAAACCCUGCCAGCAUGCA